Molecule: messenger RNA, 1857 nt
Organism: Hevea brasiliensis (rubber tree)
Lineage: Eukaryota; Viridiplantae; Streptophyta; Magnoliopsida; Malpighiales; Euphorbiaceae
Exons: 14
Coding region: 570-1691 (373 amino acids)
Source: RefSeq, a predicted model, not a curated record
UCCAUUGACUUUAUGUCAAGUGUAGAAAACAAGUAAUUAUUUGUAAAUAUUUUUUUUUCUUGUUGAUCCGUCUGCACAAGCAAUACUUGAAUGCAAUUUGCAUGUGUGCUGCCCGUUAGCGCAGCUGGUAAUCAGGCAAAGGACUUGAUUACAUUAAAUUACAUAAAAAAAAAAUAAUAAUAAAAUUAAGAAAGAGUUUGACUUGCUUAUCAAAAUCAACUUAGUAUUUAUAAGCACUUAGUGCUUAUUAGACUUCAUAAUAAUUAAUUAAUUAAGCUGAUGAAUUGAAUUUCUAGAUGAAACCAAUUUAGUCAAAUUUAUCGGUUUGAUUGGAAUUCUGCCAACCCCAAUUAUCAAUAAUUUAUUAGGAAUUGCGGAGUUAGCUUACAACUAAAAAUGAAUUGCGCAUGUAGCAAGUUUUCCGUUUCCUUGUACAAGUUGUACAACGCUAAGUUACUUUGAAAACAAGUGGAAUUGCGCUGCUUUUUACGCUAAUUUAUCAUCUCUAACAAUAAUAACAAUACUAUAGCCACGUUUUACGAUCAAAUUGCAGCCAUUGUUGUGCAAAUAUGAACAUAAACAUGCCAAUUCCUAUAUCUGAAAAGCAGAGAUAUCUUUAUUGUUUCCUCCCUACAAUAUUUUUGCUUUCUGCAGCAUUAUUCAUUGGCAGUGCAUUUGUGAUCACAGAUUACAAAGAGAAGUUCUUAGAAUUGGCAUCAAUUCAUGCUGUGAAGGAUGAAAAAUCGAAAAUUUGCGAGACCCAAAACAAGCCUCAUGGCAGUGAGACACUCCCUGGAGGCAUCAUUUCAGCAACAUCUGACCUGGAAAUGAAACCGUUAUGGGGUCAUCAGCAAAAGAACUCUAAGACACCUAGUAACUUACUGGCCAUGGCUGUGGGAAUAAAGCAAAAAGAUAACGUUAACAAAAUUGUCAAGAAGUUUCUUUCAAGUGAUUUUGCUGUAAUGCUUUUUCAUUAUGAUGGAAUUGUGGAUGAAUGGAGAGAUUUUGAAUGGAGUGGUCAUGUCAUACACAUAGCAGCUACCAGUCAAACCAAAUGGUGGUUUGCCAAGCGUUUUUUACACCCAGAUAUUGUUCCUGAGUACGCUUAUAUCUUCCUGUGGGAUGAAGAUAUUGGAGUUGACUACUUCGAUCCUGGAAGGUACCUUUCAAUUAUUAAAGAAGAAGGACUUGAGAUUUCACAACCAGCACUCGAUCCCAAUAAAUCUGAGGUGCAUCAUCAGCUGACAAUGAGACGCCAGGGAUCAAGAGUGCACAGGAGGAUAGAUAGAAAGAUUGGUGGGUCAAGGUGCGAUAAAAAUGUCACAGGUCCUCCAUGCUCAGGGUUUGUAGAAAUGAUGGCUCCUGUUUUCUCAAAAGAUUCCUGGCGUUGUUCUUGGUAUAUGAUUCAGAAUGACUUGGUUCAAGGAUGGGGUGUGGAUUUUCAACUGGGGUACUGUGCACAGGGCGAUCGAUCAAAAAAUAUAGGGAUUGUUGAUUCUGAGUACAUAAUUCAUUAUGCUCUUCCUACACUUGGAGGUUCUGCAGCAAAUAAGGAACAACCAUUGUCGAAGCAACCCCAUGAUAGACAAACGGUCAAGAAAUGGUCAUUUGUUGAGCUAGAGAUAUUCAAAAACAGGUGGAGAAAAGCUGCUAGAAAUGAUCAUUGUUGGACUGAUACAUAUCAAAGCUAGUUGCUUUUGUGGAAAUUCAAUGCCUUACAAAACUAGAAUGCUUUUACUAGAUGCACUGAUGCACCUAAUCAUCUCUCACUGCUUGUCAAACUUUAAUUUGUUACUUAAUUUUUAAUUCAGAACAUUUAAAUUUCAAUAUAUAAAAUUUUUUAUGCUUAAAUUUCAA